AUGUUGCAGAAUCCUUCCAAAUAUCACGCAAAUCCCUUGUCACACUUUCUGGCAUUGCAUAACACGCAACACGCCAACAGUGUGGCACACACACACGGGCAAGGACACGGACACGGACUCGGACACGGACAUGGACAGUUGCAACCACAUCAUACACUGCCGACGGCGGCGCUGGCUGCUGCAGCGGCGGCGGCUGCAGUGACGGCGGCGGGUCAAAGUUCAUACCAAAUGGGGCUGCAGUCGCAUCAACAGCAACAACAACAACAACAACAACAGCAGCAGCAACAGCAGCAGUCACAGCAGCUUCCAAUUGGCCUCCCACCACCACCCACCAACCCGCACAGGGAGCAGCUGGCGACUGCGACGUCGCACGCGCAGCUCAUUGAGGCAGCCGCGGCGCAUACCUCCCUCGAUGUGGGCAAGUCGUUUACAAUAGCCGCCAUUUUGGGUCUGCAACAGCAACAUCAGCAACAGCAGCAACAACAACAACAACAGCAGCAUAGCAAGGAGUAUAAUAAUGCCAUUAAUUUGUCGCUCAAUGGUGGCAACUCGGGCGGAGGUGGAGGUGCUGCUGCAGACAUCGUUGACCAGGACAACAACAACAGCAAGUGCUACAAUAACAAUAACAAUACCAGCAGCAGCAGCAGCAACAACAACAGCAGCAACAACUAUGACACUGGCCACAACAACAGCCAAAGUGUAAAUACCUUCAAUUGUGAUAGCAGCAACAGUCGUUAUCUGCCCACAGUGCAACAUUCGCAUCCGCAUCCGCAUCCACAUCCGCAUUCCCAUUCGCAGCAGCGUGCGAAUUUUGCUGCUGCUGCUGUUGUCGCCGCUGCGGUUAGCGGUGCCCCAUCCGCGUUGCAGAGCCUGCAGCAGCUGCACCAGCAUCACGCACAGCAGGCAUCGCUCAGUUUCCAUCGCGACAAACUCAAGUCUGAAUCCCAGAAGAAAAGCGCACUGAAGAAUAAGCGAGUGAGAACGAUUUUCACGCCGGAGCAACUGGAAUGCCUGGAGGCGGAAUUUGAGAGGCAACAGUAUAUGGUCGGUCCGGAGCGUUUGUAUUUGGCACAUACGCUGAAGCUGACGGAGGCACAGGUGAAGGUCUGGUUUCAAAAUCGACGCAUCAAAUGGCGCAAACAUCAUUUGGAGCUGACACAGCAGCGCCUGGCGCUCAUCAGGCAAACUCAGAUGCCGGGUGGAUCUGCUACUGCGGCAUCUGUGGCAGCAACGACCUCCGUCGAACUGCCGUUGACGGCUGCCUGUAGUACGGCAUCGCCCAGCUUGCUUGAGGAAGAUAAUGAGGAUAGUAAGCAAUCGCUUUCACUGCCUCUUCGUCCGUUAAGUCGUGCAGCCUCCGACUCUGAUUUGUCCAUAUGCAAUGAUUCUCUAGAUCUGGAUGGCGACAGUCUUAUGGAUGGCAGCGAGGAGGCAUAAAUAAUUUGUGC
Messenger RNA from Drosophila grimshawi, 1448 nucleotides. RefSeq names its product myb-like protein AA. Gene Ontology annotation, biological process: central nervous system development; regulation of DNA-templated transcription; neuron differentiation. Gene Ontology annotation, molecular function: DNA binding; DNA-binding transcription factor activity, RNA polymerase II-specific. The transcript is spliced from 2 exons. The record is from RefSeq and is a predicted model, not a curated record. The coding region runs from base 1 to 1437 and encodes 478 amino acids. Lineage: Eukaryota; Metazoa; Arthropoda; Insecta; Diptera; Drosophilidae.